Molecule: messenger RNA, 6144 nt
Organism: Lineus longissimus
Lineage: Eukaryota; Metazoa; Nemertea; Pilidiophora; Heteronemertea; Lineidae
Product: rapamycin-insensitive companion of mTOR-like
Exons: 28
Coding region: 45-4997 (1650 amino acids)
Biological process (GO): positive regulation of phosphatidylinositol 3-kinase/protein kinase B signal transduction; TORC2 signaling
Cellular component (GO): TORC2 complex
Molecular function (GO): protein serine/threonine kinase activator activity
Source: RefSeq, a predicted model, not a curated record
AACCAACUGAAGUACCAAAACUGUGUGGACAGCGAAUGGCAUGAAUGGAGGCCGCGAUGUAUCGCGGAAGAAGUAGCCUCUUCAGAAGCCGCCGCGUAAGUGUGGAGGAAACGGUGCCGAUAGAUUACAACCUCGCUCCUUCUGACAAUCUCCGCAUCAUUCUGACAGAUGUUGUAAAGAGGAGAGGAGUGUCAAAGGCUCGGCGCCUAGGACACUUGAAUAACUUUGUGAAACUAUGUGCCAAAGUAGGACCAGAUGUGAAUUGGGGACUAUCAGCUUUAGAAAUCUGUUGUUGUCUGCGUGCAAGUUUAGUUAGUGAUGCCAAAGAAGUGCGUGCAGCGUCUCUCCGUGCCCUCCGCCAUUUCUUACAAACUGAGUCGACGUUGGAUUCCAUGUUGGAUAUCCACAUUGAUGUGCUGCUGGCCCGAUUGAUGGAUACUUGCCUUGACAAUGAAAUAGAAAGAUUACAUGUCUUUAAACUCGUGAGAAAAAUACUGCUGGUUGCUCCUGGAAAAUGCCCCACCUCUCUAGUCUACCCAAUGGUUGCCAUUGGAAACUAUGGUGCUAAAGAACGCGAUAAUAUGCUCCGAUUUGUGCUGUCUUCUAUGUGUGAACUAGCCUUAUAUAAUCCUAUUCUGAUGGCAGAGACGGGUGGUAUACCGAUGCUGAUGAGAAACGUACUGUACUUCCAUCAGUUACCACGAAUCAAUGAAUGCCUCCUGCAGUCUAUACUCUACCUUGUCAAUCAGCCUUACACAAGAUAUUGUGUCAGGAACAGCGUAGAUUUGGAGCAAAUACUGGCUCCAUUCACAGACUGUCACUUCAAGGCCAAAAGUGAUUCUUCAGGAAGUGAUGACCGGGAGAAACGCUUCCUUGCCAGUCGAUUGGCUUUGAUAACCACACUGAAAUCCUGGGCAGGAAUGGUCAAACUGUGCUGUCCAAACUCAAGCAGUAUUCAGUCGCUACUGGGAUCACUCUGGCUGCCAGACAUGGAGAUAAGGAAAGGUGUGAUGGAUAUUUUCUUCGACUUGUUUUAUAUACCUGUGCCAAAAUGGACAACUGACUUUGAUGAAGCAUUAUUGAGUAUUGACUGCACCAGUUUGCAUGAUUCGUGGCAGCUCAUUGAGGGCUUUGUCAGUCGAGAAGGGAAGGACAUCCUGCCACACAAGUCCAAGACCAGGAUGAACCUAAUCGAGAAUCAUCUUGCUCUGCUUCUAUUGGUUUUCCUCAGCAAUGGAUUACCAGAGGCCCUGGUUGAAGUGAUCACCACCAGCAAGGAACACAUAGCAAUACGCGGAACAAUACUCUUGGGAGAAAUGCUCCACCUGGCCAACAUGAUUAUUCCUCACGAGUGUGUCCACCUCAGCCACUGUCUACCAUCCCUCAUAGCAAUCGCAGCAUCAUUUCGCAUCGAGGCUGAAGUCAGAAGUCAAGCAAGCCGUGCAAUCUCAUGGUUAGACAAAUUGCAUUCUGUGAAAAAGCGUGGUCCAGUGCCGUGUAGUCUCUACUUGGACCACAUCAUGGAACAAUCCAGUAACAAACAGGAAAACAGCCACAGAAAUAUGAAGUUUCACAAAGAUAAACUAACCUGUUAUAUGCAAAAGGAUUCGGCUGAUCUCAUUGCUCAAGUGAUAAAAGACUGCCAGGUCCUGUCAACCAAGGACAACUUCAACUGGGAUUGGGAUCUAAUUGGUGCUAUACUCAAGUGGCCAGAUGAUAAUCUGAAGAAGCUUGAGGAUCAAAACAAUAUUCGUUUCAUCAGGAGAAUUGUCUUCUUCUUCAAACCAAGCAAUCGGUUGUAUUCAUGCAUCGACCAGAAGACAGAACGUGCCAAAACAUACACGAUGGUCGGCUGCCAAAUGGUCGAUUUCCUUCUUGAGUGUGACGAGACAGAGAGCGACCGAAUCUUAGAGGAAUGGUUGGGUGACAUUGCUGGCUGCCUUGCACAAAUUCGCACUGAAAAGGCUCCACUUGAUACCUUGUUUAGUCCUUCUAAUUUGCUCAACACUCUCAGUCAGGAUUACUUUCUUAUCAUUGGUCGGUUCACACAUUCCAAACGAGGAGAAAGCAUUCUGGAGAGGACUGGCGUCCUCCAAUACUUGCUGGACCUGAUGACCGUGACGAGCCAUGACAUCUACAUCAAACUGACCGUAUCCAGUCUCAACUAUAGUCACAACGGUCAUGCCAGGAUCAUCCUCAACAAAGCCCUCACGGCCAUAUCAGAGAAUGCUCGUCUGUACACAGCCAAGUUCAUGAGGGUGCUCCUGCGGGCUGACGUGCCAUUUGUGACCCACUGGGGGAUGGAGCUCCUGGUUACCCAACUCUAUGAUCAGAGCAAGGUUGUCGCCAUGGAAGCUCUUGAUGUCAUCGAUGAAGCUUGUGAAGAUGAGGUGAACUUGCACACCUUGAUCAAGUUACGUCCAACGGUGCUACAUUUGGGAGAGAAAGGCGCUCUCCUGUUGGCCAGAUUUCUCUCUGUUGCCAGUGGUUACAAGUUCCUGAUGGAGGCAAACUACAUCCAACCGGAACUAGAGAGAUGGAGAAAGUCCUUCAAUGUGCGUUAUGUGAAGAUAGUGGAGGAGCAGCUGAAUGAGUCAAUGACAACCUACGAAAAAUCCUAUGUCAUGUUGUACUCCUAUCAGCUGGAAUCAACCAAGUCAGUGCCUGGGAGAGGAAGGAAGAAUGUAUAUGUUCCAGUUCAUCUGUAUGGACAACUGGUGCAGCACAAGACAGGCUACAAACUACUUAGGAAACAGGAGUACCUAUUGGAGUAUUUCAACUGCAUUCGAUACCAGGCGAUCCGCACAGAGGAGCAGAUCCUUGCCUUGAAGGCUGCGCUGUGGGCAGUCGGCCAUAUUGGGAGUUCCCAGUGGGGAAUAGCGCUACUGGAGGAGGAGAACAUAGUACCCGAAAUGAUCAAACUCUGUGAGGAAUCUGGCGUGUUUUCAAUCCGGGGGACAGCCUUCUACUGCCUGGGAUUGAUAGCUUCAACCAGAAAAGGUGCCGACUUGCUUCAUGAGUUUGGCUGGGAAGCCAUUCGUACCAAUCGCCAUGACCACUGGCCUGUGAUAGAUGACCCAGAGAUACAAGAAUGUGAUUCACGUCUACACGUUUCUGCCAGUUUCUCUAGUAAAUCUGAUAUUGAGAAAAAUGCAGCCGAUGCUCAGAGUUUAGCGUCCUCAGAAAGUUUCUCACUUCCAAACUCAAGCCCUGCGACAUCAUUUUUGGAUUAUCAAAAACAGCAGAGUCGGGAAUCUGUGGUUGAGUUUGAAACUGAUUCAGCUUUCCAGCCUUCGUCCAAUGCAGAGGAUUCUGAUGACCAGUUGAGUGCCCUGCAGCGAGAUCGUGGCCUGAGUGAUCCUGUUGUGAUGGGAAAGAUUUCACAAAGUUACAAAAAGUCUGAGAGUUACCCUGGUCCACAGAUGCAACAUUCUUCAGGAGACAUGAUUCCAUCACACCCGCGAAGUGCUUCUGAGCCUCAUACCCAGGAGUAUGUCCGUCUGCAUGAAGCAGCUGAGGAAAAAAUGGAUGGAAAACAUGUGUCAAAAAGUGAUGCAAUUAAGACAAGAUGUGCUAGUAAUAUUGAGACUGAGUCCAGUGUUAAAACAGAAAUGGUGCUACUCAAACCAAAAUGUAACAGUUUUCGUGAAGUUCGUAGCAAUAGCAGUGAGAGCGGAACGUUCAAAAGUCGUUCAAACAGCUGUAACACAACAAGUGGUGUUAGUUCGUAUGACUCGGACCCAAAUACAAACUUUCCCUUGACUCCCAUCCCGAGUUCAGGAAAUGUCAGUUGCUCAAAUGACAACCUCAGCGCUUUACAUGUCGUCCAUCACUCUGAGGUCAACCGUAAACGUGUGAAUCUGACACGGAUUCCAAGUAUGAAACGAACAUUCAAAUCUCUGACUCAGUUGUCACCUUUGAAACAUCUUAACGACUCGCCUGCUAUGAUGCCCAGUAGUUCACAGACUGAUCUUCAGGGUUAUGCAACUCUCAGGACUCUACGAAGACAGAGGACUAUGAGCUCAGAACCUGAAUCAGAGUUUGGCUUGACUGAUCUCUUCUCAGAAGGUGCUGGAACAGCUUCCAAGCGUGGGAGCCUGAUCUUCACUGUCGGUGGUGCACCAAGCAUACCAAGUCCUGAUACUGAGCGCCAACCCAAUGUCUUGUUCCCCAACCUCAAGAGACAGAUGUCGAAGGUUCUCAAGAAGAAGCCCAAGGUUGUUGGACCAGUUGACUACACGGGAUUAUGCCUGCCGGUCGAUGUAGGCCUCAUGUUUCAGGUGAAUGAAGGUGAAGAUCGACGAUCAAGUUCUGGUGUGGAGUUGGAUGCGAGGAGUUCUUCCUCUGGGGAGACCAAGAGUCGCUCGUGUACAGGAACGACAGAUGAUGAGAUAUUCGACGUCAGUCUCUUGGACCAUACAGAUAAGAACUGUCUCUCUUGUCACAAGAUUCGUAAACCGAGAAUGACAGCAAUAGUUCUGGAGGUGGACGAAGUUGAAACAGAUGAAGCUGGCCCAGAUUCUCUUAGUGGUCAGUUCAACAGCCUCCCUGGGCUGGGUGCUACUGAUGUGAUCAUUCCCAGUCCCAGGCUCAGUGAUGUAAAGGGUGAAACUCCUGGCAGCAUUAGGAGUACAGGUAGCUAUGCAAGCUUAGAUCACUGCUUAUCCCAGGACACACCGACGGGCCGAUCACUGUUAAGGAAAGAAGUUAUGAGGCUUAUUGUGAACAUCAGCAGUGCUGUUGGAGUGAAAAGUGCAGAAACGGCUUUACUUAUUCUGAAGCAGAAGUUUCCGAAAGCAUUUCUGGACUUGUGUCUUUACUCAGAAGUGAGUAACGUCCUUGCCCAUCAAACGUUUCGCCUUACGGCCCGCCGAUUCAUUCAGGAGCUUUUCUUGGAUAUGAGUUUUGAAGAGCUUUACGAAGAACCGCGUCAGAUUCUUGGGAUAAUUGAUGAUGUCAUCACGCCUGACGAUGGCAUCGGUGAAUCGGAGAGCUGAUGAUCUUCUUGUCCUAGUCUUUGCAUUUUAAUUGUGAUCAUUCUGUGAUUCUAGUCAACAAACAGACUGCCAGCUCAUUUUCGAGUAAUAAAAACGUCUGCAGUGAAGUGAAAGUUAUGUAGUCUUGCAUCAGUAGGCCUUGGUUGUAUUUGCAGACUUUCAAACUUGUGUAUGCAAAGACUUGUUGCAAUUUUAGUUUUCUUUGCUCUUUCACUGUAAAAUCCAAGGACUUGUUGACCUCCUACACAGUACAGGAUUCUUGUUGGGUCCAUGUUUUGUCUUUAUGAAAAAAAGCCAGCACGUAUUUCAUUCUCCUGUUGGAUUAAUCAUGCCUUAAAAACUCAAUGUCAGCAUGCCAUUUCCCCUUUACCCAUCCGUACCACCUUGCCUUUAGUCUCCCUUUAACAUCUUUGUAUAAUGGAGAGUUUUGAUUCCAAAAUGACCAUAUUCCUUUGGCGUCCAUGUCCACAUGUAUUGGGUAGUGGAAACAUCUCGCCUCUAAUAUGGUGUCUGUAAAUUUAAUGCAAGCUUAAUACAUGUCAUAUAAAAUGUAAUGAAAUAUACAGCUCAAGAUGUGUGAAAUAUAUUCUGUAAAUUUUCGAACCAAACUCUCCCAUAAUACUGCAUCCUCUGGUGCUCAUAUAAAGUGGCAGUCAAAGAAAUGAUAUUUCUCAAUGUUAAUUUUAAAUGUUCGUCUCCUAUUGGUGAAGUCCUGUAUUUACGUACUUGUGAAUAAGUGUACCAGAUCUUCGUAAGUAGAUCUUCUGACUACAUGUAUGUACAUGUGCUCUAAUGAUGUACAGCAAAGAUGUGAUAAGGUUUAUGCAAUCUUUUUAAUAGAAUGAAGAUUGUGAAAGAAACAAUACUGUGUUGUUUAACUUCUUGACAGCCGUUGUUAAACGUUCUGAAAUAAUAACAAGAGAGGCUAUGGAUUGACAGCAAUGACUGAGGGAGUGAUGUCACAGUUCCAUUCAGAGAAAUGGACACUCUUAUUGUCACAUUGAUAGAAUUAACAGAGGGACUCUCAACCUAGCCAGAUGCAUGGACACAGCCUGGUUGUUCCAGGGAUAUAUAGCAAUGAAAGAGGGACUGUGGUCUCAGCCCAUUAGCCAGAGACAUGGACACUGUCUGGUUGUUACAUUGAUAG